AAUGGAUAUGGCAUGAGAUGGCACGUGGGACCGGAAUCCAGCGUGUCUCUUGGCCGAUUGAUUCCCCGCCCAUAGUUUUGUGUUCUUCUGCCGCAAGAUCUCUACCCCGCUUUUAUCGAAAAUCAGCAAUCACUUUCAUAUAUUUUGGAUCCACCCUCCAUUCGCUCACUCUUCCUUUUCUUUGCGUCUCUGGGUGUAACCCAUCUUAUCUUCCCCAACCUUUCUUCGAUUUCUUGUAUAAGACUGUAUCUACCCAUUCGUAUUGAUUUGCAAACAUUCUUGGCUAUUUUUCUUUCAAGGAGAUGAAUAAAAAAAUUGAUCCAGUAUUCUUUCAUUUAUGAGAUCUAAAUACCCUUUUGAUUUUCAUUAGCUUUACUUCAAAGGCAAUGAUUUUUUUUUUUUUUUUUUGGUGGGUAAAUUCAUUUUUUAAGUUUUCUUGAAGAUUUGAAUAAUUGCUCUUUGUCUGUUUAAAAAUUUGAGGUUUUGAUUGUGAAAACCUUUGUGGGUUUCUUUCCAAUCGAUAGAAAUUUCCAUAGAUUUGAAAUAAUUUCUAUUGGUGUCUUAGGAUUUUUUUGGGUUUUAAUUCUUGAUAUGGUCACUCUGAAUCUUGGAUUGCUCCAUUAUGUGUUGGACCAUGUAUACGGUGCUUGCAUGCACAGAACAAAGAUUAGCCCACAAUUUUUUUCAAGAGGAUGGGGUGGUUCGAAGCUUGUUAUGCUAGAAAGAAUGAUCAAGCAGCUAUUCCCAGAUGCGGCUGGCCAGAAUUUGCCGCCCACUUUGGUCCGACCGGUUUGGAAAACGGUUUGGGAGAGCAGGACAGCUUGUCUGAGAGAAGGUACAUUCAAGACACCUUGUGAUGAGCAGCUUCUCAGUGCAUUGCCUCCAGAGAGUCACAAUGCAAGAGUUGCCUUUCUCACCCCGAAAAGUGUGCCCCCUCAGAAAAUGGCCUGCGUUGUUCAUCUUGCAGGAACUGGGGACCAUACAUUUGAACGGAGAUUGCGGCUUGGAGGACCCUUGUUGAAGGAGAACAUUGCAACUAUGGUGCUUGAGAGUCCUUUCUAUGGACAAAGACGUCCUCUGCUGCAGCGUGGUGCAAAAUUAUUGUGUGUUAGUGACUUGCUCUUAUUAGGAAGGGCAACGAUUGAAGAAGCUAGAAGUCUCUUAUAUUGGUUAGAUUCUGAAGCAGGGUAUGGCAAAAUGGGUGUUUGUGGACUUAGUAUGGGAGGAGUGCAUGCUGCUAUGGUUGGAUCACUGCACCCUACACCUGUUGCAACCCUUCCUUUUCUUUCUCCACACUCUGCUGUUGUGGCAUUCUGUGAGGGGAUACUAAAGCAUGCCACUGCGUGGGAGGCACUGAGAGAGGAACUUGCAGCACAGAAUGUUGCAAUGACUCUAGAGGAGGUGAGAGAUCGAAUGCGGAAUGUUUUGUCUCUCACAGAUGUAACACGCUUUCCAAUUCCAAAAAAUCCCAAUGCUGUAAUAUUUGUUGCUGCUACUGAUGAUGGGUACAUUCCAAAGCACUCUGUGCUGGAGCUUCAAAAAGCUUGGCCGGGCUCAGAGGUGCGAUGGGUCACUGGUGGGCACGUCUCAUCUUUCCUUCUCCACAAUGGUGAGUUCCGAAGGGCGAUUAUUGAUGGUCUAAACAGAUUGCAAUGGAAGGAGUCUCCAUUGUAACAGGAGCAUCAAAUGUGAAGUCCAUAUUGCAUUUAUUCUCAUGGUAAUCUUCGUUGCCUCUAAUUCUAAUUCUAUCCAAGCCUGUAAAGCCAACUGUAUCGAACAUUUGAGAAAACACCCUUGAGCGAAGAAAAGAUAAGAAGUCGUUAUUUAUUUCCAGUUGUAAUUCAUAUCAUCAAAGAAAGCCCUGAUUUUUUGAAGGGGGAUGACAAUAAACUUGAUAAAUGAUACGACUCAAAUUUGUUAUAGGGAGUACCAUUAAUGGAUUGGAUGUUGAUAAUUUGGAUU
This is a messenger RNA of Ziziphus jujuba (common jujube), 1962 nucleotides long. RefSeq lists its product as uncharacterized. Lineage: Eukaryota; Viridiplantae; Streptophyta; Magnoliopsida; Rosales; Rhamnaceae. The record is from RefSeq and is a predicted model, not a curated record. Bases 592 to 1674 code for a protein of 360 amino acids. The transcript has 5 exons.